Messenger RNA from Thelazia callipaeda (thelaziosis nematode), 963 nucleotides. The record is from the annotation of a GenBank genome assembly. NCBI's taxonomy places the organism in Eukaryota, Metazoa, Nematoda, Chromadorea, Rhabditida, Thelaziidae.
AUGUUUCGUGGUUAUCGGAUUGCUCAGUUACUGAUGGAAAAACCAGAAUUAGAUUAUUGUUUGCUUUCAGCAGAUCACUCUGUAUGGUAUUAUAUCGACAAUGCUCUAUCUCCAAUUAUGCUGGAAAAAUUCCAUCAGUUCCACAUCGAUGAAGAUGUUCACAUAUUUCUGAAUAAUUCUCUUAAAAUCAGUAAUUCGAUAUGCUUACAGGUUUAUUAUUCUUUAUUCACUUCUUUAUUGUCAUUUAUAUUCACAAAGACAAGUAUUAAUGGUAUUCUUGGACGAGGUGGCAUGCAUUUGUUUUCUCUUAAUCAGUUACAGGAAUUUUUGGAUAUUCCAUCUGAUUGGAUUUCCUUUGAUAAGCGACUCUUGGAUUUGGGAGCUGGAGACGGUCAGAUAACUGCAACUCUGGCGCGUUUGUAUAAUUUUGUUUCAGUUACAGAAGCUUCAAAAGUAAUGGAAUGGCGCUUGAAACAACGAAGAUUCAAAACUAUUCCAGUUGAUUCGUGGCACCAAUAUGGAAAUUACCAUUUAGUUUCAGCACUAAAUUUGCUUGACCGUCAUUAUAACCCAUCAUUGCUCUUAGCUCGUUUACAUUCAGUGACUUCACGAUCGAAAUCUUUACUAUUGUUAGCAGUCGUGCUACCGCUGUACCAAUAUGUCGAAUUCCAUCCUACCGGUUCAACAACUCGACCAGGCAACAUCGAACUUGUUAUAAAAGGCAGGACAUUUGAGGAGCAAGCAAUUUCAAUAGUGAAAGAUGUUUUCGAACCAUCAGGAUUUGAAUUACUUAAAUGGGGAAAGCUGCCUUAUUUGUGUGAAGGAGAUUUUAGAAGACCCUUCUACCACCUCGAUGAUGCUGUAUUUUUGCUCAAACCAGUUACUGAUGGUUUAUAUAUAAAUGACUACACAAGUGACACCUCGACAAUUCUCACACCUAAUCGUGAUCUUAUUUCACUUUAA